CCCAGCUCCACCGCAAGCAACAGCUCAGUCUCCCAGUGAGAGCCACAUGCUAUCACUGCUGCAGAUUUCAUCCACCUCCUCUCCUGCUGUAUUAGCUUGAAUAACUAAAUGCAGUAUCACUUCAAUUAUGGCUGACAGGACUCCAAUAUGCUUCAUAUGCAAAAGAAGUGAGGAGUCAUCUACACUUAAAUCCUUACAAGAUGCCUACCUAAAUACUCUGAAGUGUGCAGCUGACCGCCGAAUGGUUCUCAAAAAUGACAAAUAUGGCGAUGUUACUAAAGAGAUAUUAAAUGCUGUAGGAACAGAGGGACGUCUUUACCAUUCACAGUGUUUAAGCCAGUACUCAGCUGUCAAGCGGUGGAGCUCAGUGGUGACUGAGCAAAAAGAGCCACCAUGUAAAACCACUCGUUCAUGCUCUCCUCUACCUCCCACAGACAAUAGAGGUGUUUUAGGACAACAAUGUGUUUUCUGUGGUAAGCCUAGGAAGAAGAUAAAGUCACAAAAUGAACCCCUUCAUCUCUGUGUAACAAAGGAUGGAAGUAGAGCUAUUUAUCUUGCUGCCCAAAAGAAAACUGACACAAAGAUCCUUACUCUAGGAGAGGAUUUGAUUGCAAAGAAUGUCAAGUACCACAACUCCUGCCGAAGGGAUUAUCUUCGCGAAGAACCUGCAGAAUCAGGGUCUCCUUCAAGUAGAAAAACACAUCAGGAAGCAUUCAGAAGACUGUCAAUUUACAUAGAGGGGGAAAUUAUUGCUAACAAAAAGCCCAUGCUGGCAUCAGCACUCCUGAACUUAUACCAGGAAGAGUAUAUAAUUGCUGGUGGUACAGCAACUGAGAUACAGGACUACAGUGUUACAAGUCUACUCACCAAGAUAAAGUCAAGGUUUCCAGACAUUCUUUAUGAUAAGCAUUCCAAAAAAUCCGGAAUGUAUGUGUUUCCAUCCUCUAUGACAGCAGGGGAAGCUAGUGCUAUAAUAAAUUAUUCAGACAAAAAAAUGGAAGGAAUUCGAUCAGCUGCCAUGGCGUUACGUGCUGAAAUUCUUGCAAAGCCAUCACAUAAACACCCAUCUCCUACUUCAGUGCACAUUUUGAAGGAAACUGCACCAUCAAUACCUUCUCUUGUAAUGGUCUUUUUUGACACUUUGAUCAAUGGUAUGCACAAGAAAGCAGAAGGAAAUGAGGAAUCACAAAUGAUGGAUAAAAGGAGUAUAGCAAUGGCAUCAGAUGCAAUGUUUAACUGCACUAGGGGAUCACUUCGUCCAUGGAAACAUCAAGCUCUUGGAUUAGGACUUGGAAGUCUGACUGGCUCCAAAUCAGUACUGACUAUCUUGAACCGGCUGGGUCAUUGUAUUAGCUAUGAUGAGGUGAAGCGCAUAGAAACAGAAAUAGCUUUUGCAUGCUCUGAUGAUCAACGAGAAACCCCAGAUGGAUUAAAUCUACGUGAUGAUCUGGCAACAGCUUGUGCUUGGGACAACUAUGAUGUCAACACAGAGACCCCAGAUGGCUUUAACACAUUACAUUCUACUGUUGGGAUUUGCUACCAAAAUGAAUGUCCACCUGGGUCUUCCUCACCAGUGCCCAAUGUCAACACAGCAGUUUGCAGCGGUGGCCGGCCAAGACGAAGUUUUGAUGGAACAAUGAAGACAAUUUCGCCUUUCCACACAUCCCUAAAAGGUGCCAAAUUCACAUUGGUUCCAUGUACAGAGGCUGAACACAUCAGGGAACUACAGCAGAGCGGCCUUGACUUUAUGUGGUUGCUAUUGUCUUAAGAUCGGAAAUUGCCGCUUUUCAAUGGAUUCUUUGCUAAGUUUAUUACUGACAAUCUCCCUAAAACUGUUAUUGCAUACAUGGACCCCAUUUCAAAACCACCAACAAGGAAUGAUGUUGUACAGGAAACCAUGGUUAGAACACUUAAAGUUGCGAAAGAGAUGAAACAAGACUAUGCCAUAGUUUCAUAUGAUUUGGCUGUUGCUUUGAAAGCAUUUUCCAUUCAAGCUCUCCAAUCCCCAUUAUUUGACAACCUGAUAAUUUUACUGGGGAAUUUCCACCUAGAGAUGGCUUUUUAUGCAGGAAUUGGAACAUUUAUUGCAGACUCUGGGAUUGACUACUUAUUAACUGAAGCUGGAAUCCUGGCCACUGGAUCUCUUGUAGGUUUUUUGAAAGGCAAGUUCUAUAAUCGCU
Molecule: messenger RNA, 2180 nt
Organism: Eriocheir sinensis (Chinese mitten crab)
Lineage: Eukaryota; Metazoa; Arthropoda; Malacostraca; Decapoda; Varunidae
Exons: 4
Coding region: 128-1768 (546 amino acids)
Source: RefSeq, a predicted model, not a curated record